Messenger RNA from Seminavis robusta, 711 nucleotides. The record is from the annotation of a GenBank genome assembly. NCBI's taxonomy places the organism in Eukaryota, Bacillariophyta, Bacillariophyceae, Naviculales, Naviculaceae.
AUGAUUCGAGUGAUUUCCUCAGGCAACCUGCUUUCUUCGGGUGGCGUUGACGCGAUCAAGACGUACACGUUGGGUCCACGUGAAUUGCUCAUUGUGGAAGGAUCCGUUUUGGAUUACGCGUCGAGAAAAGGAGCCAUUGUCAACUCUGCGGGUCCCGAGUGUUUGGGAGGCGGCGGUGUGGAUUUUGCCAUUACCAAUGCCGGCGGUGCGAAGCUACUAGAAGAUCGCAAGGCACUCCCGAUUGUCGAGUUCCAAAAAGGCGGCGUUCGAAUCCGUUGCCCGUAUGGACAAGCCAAGUUGACGGGACCCAAUCGAUACGGAAAAAUAAGUGUACCCUAUGUCAUUCAUGCCGUGGGGCCCAACUACAAUCAUUAUGAAGACAAUGUCGAAGAGGCUGACGAGCUAUUGCGCAGUGCCUAUCAAUCCGCCUUGAACUGCACCCACAUCACUCCACAAACCAACAAGAAACCCAUCAAAAAAGUCGCAUUUUCCAUGAUUUCUGCUGGAAGAUACAAGGGAAAACAACCAGUAGAACACGUCCUUCAAAUUGGGGUUCAAGCCGUUGUCGAUUGGUGCCAACAACAGCCACACGGACAAGACAAUAAACUCGAUAUCAUCAUUCUAUAUGCAUUCAACUCCACCGAAUCCAACACACUUAUCAAACUCUGUGAUUCAAUCUUGGGAAACGAGAAAGUGGUGCGACAACAGUAA